This is a messenger RNA of Erpetoichthys calabaricus (reedfish), 2039 nucleotides long. RefSeq names its product ubiquitin specific peptidase 22 (gene usp22). The record is from RefSeq and is a predicted model, not a curated record. Gene Ontology annotation, biological process: protein deubiquitination. The transcript has 14 exons. NCBI's taxonomy places the organism in Eukaryota, Metazoa, Chordata, Cladistia, Polypteriformes, Polypteridae. Bases 423 to 1979 code for a protein of 518 amino acids. Gene Ontology annotation, molecular function: zinc ion binding; cysteine-type deubiquitinase activity.
GUAAUGCCGCACUGGGCGUGAGCUCACAGGAAAAAGACAUCGUCCCGAGCCAAUCAGAAGCUUUAACCACUGCUAGUGACCAACCGGCGCAGCGGGUGGACGGGCACUGCAAAGCUCGCGGUGUUCUGUUGAAUUCCAUUGCCGACCAUUAAAAGAACUGGGGAUUGAGUGGGGAAGAGAGCGAGAGCUGCGCGAGACAGAAGGUGAUAUUUAAAGAGACAGAGAAAUUAAUAAGACGGAUUUGGAAAAAGAGUCGUCGCGCAGCGUUGCAAGCGUGGAUUUCCACUGGUUGGACCCUUUCCCUCCCCCCCCAAAUUGGAAAGGCUCUCAAGAAAGAAAGCGCAGACCCUUCGCUCUUGCGUUGUAUUAUUUAGAAAAAGGAAAAGGCUCCUCAUUCCACACGACUGGAUGUUGUUUCUGUCAUGAGUCCGGCCGGGUGCUCCCAUGUGAACAGCUUUAAGGUGGAGAACUGGAGACAGAACCUCAAAGUCAUCUACCAGUGCUUUGUGUGGAGCGGGACCGCAGAAACCAGGAAACGAAAGGUGCGUCACAAAGAGGCUGGAUGGACGUCAGCGGCCAAGUCUUGUAUAUGUCACAUGUGUGGUGCCCACCUGAACCGACUCCAUUCCUGCCUCUACUGUGUCUUCUUCGGCUGCUUUACAAAGAAGCACAUUCACGAGCAUGCGAAAAACAAGCGGCACAACUUAGCCAUUGACCUCUUAUACGGGGGCAUCUACUGUUUUGUGUGUCAGGAUUACAUUUACGACAAAGACAUGGAGCAGAUUGCCAAAGAAGAACAACGCAAAGCCUGGAAGCUGCAAGGGGUCGGGGAGAAGUACUCAACGUGGGAGCCCACCAAACGAGAAUUGGAGUUGCUGCGACACAACCCUAAACGGAGGAAAAUAACUACAAAUUGCACCAUAGGUCUUCGAGGCUUAAUAAACCUAGGGAACACAUGCUUUAUGAAUUGUAUCGUCCAGGCACUUACCCACACUCCUCUCCUGCGGGACUUCUUCCUCUCCGACCGACACAAAUGUGAAAUGCAGUCCAACUCCUGCCUGGUGUGUGAAAUGUCGCAGCUCUUUCAGGAGUUUUACUCUGGACAUCGAUCUCCUCACAUUCCCUUUAGGUUGUUGCACUUGGUGUGGACGCACGCACGGCAUCUAGCAGGGUACGAGCAGCAGGAUGCCCACGAGUUCCUCAUUGCUGCACUCGACGUAUUGCACAGACACUGCAAAGGUGAUGACAAUGGAAAAAAGGCCAACAACCCGAACCACUGUAACUGCAUCAUUGACCAAAUCUUCACGGGUGGGCUGCAGUCCGAUGUCACCUGUCAAGUCUGCCACGGUGUUUCCACAACUAUAGACCCCUUCUGGGACAUCAGCUUGGACCUGCCCGGCUCCUCUACGCCCUUCUGGCCUCUUAGUCCUGGCAGCGAAGGGGGUGUCGUCAACGGUGAAAGCCACGUGUCCGGAACCACUACGCUCACAGACUGUCUACGCAGGUUUACGCGACCAGAGCAUCUAGGAAGCAGUGCCAAAAUCAAAUGUAGUGGUUGCCAUAGUUACCAGGAGUCAACCAAACAGCUCACAAUGAAGAAAUUACCCAUAGUGGCCUGUUUUCAUCUCAAACGGUUUGAACACUCUGCAAAGUUACGACGGAAGAUCACUACAUACGUCUCGUUUCCUCUGGAGUUAGACAUGACACCGUUCAUGGCUUCCAGUAAAGAAAGCCGAAUGAAUGGCCAGUAUCAGCAGCCAGUCGACACUUUAAACAACGACAACAAGUACUCCUUGUUUGCUGUAGUCAACCAUCAGGGAACGCUGGAGAGCGGCCAUUACACCAGCUUCAUCCGCCAACACAAGGACCAGUGGUUUAAAUGUGACGACGCCAUCAUCACCAAGGCUAGCAUCAAGGACGUCUUAGAUAGCGAAGGGUACCUGCUGUUUUACCACAAACAGUUCCUCGAGUACGAGUAGCCUGACGGGGGGCUUUCAAAUCGACACACAGACCUACCUGAAACUCUGGAAGAGAAAUUG